AUCUUUGUUUCAGCAGAAAGAAGCUUCAAACAUGAAACUUCAACUAUUCCCGAUGAAUCUGAAUCAAACUACUUUAUGCAGUUCACGAAAUUCUUAUGGCAAUCCAAUCAAUCGGGUUACCAACACGUUUGGCCAGUAUGAUCAUGGGUGCAGCAGUCUCAACCGUCUAUUAUAAUCUUAAGCUACGGCAUCCCACAGUUGAUAUGCCCAUCAUUGACUAUGACUUGGCUGUGCUUAUCCAACCAAUGCUUAUGCUGGGGAUUAGCAUUGGAGUUGCUUUCAAUGUGGUUUUUGCUGACUGGAUGGUUACAGUUCUGUUGAUCAUUCUCUUCAUAGGCACAUCGACCAAGACCUUUUUCAAAGGUGUUGAAACAUGGAAGAAAGAAACCAUUAUGAAAAAGGAGGCAACUAAGAUCUUGGAUGGAAAUGUUAGUGGCACAGAAGAAGAAGAAUACAAGCUUCUUCCCGGUGGCCCAAGCAACAGUUCCGAAACGGAGGCCAAUGUCUCUGCAGAACCAAAGGUCACUAUUCUUGAGAAUGUUUGCUGGACAGAAUUUGGGCUUCUAGUUUUUGUUUGGGUUGCAUUUCUGGCACUGCAAAUAACUAAGAACUAUACUGCUACAUGUUCUGUUGCAUAUUGGGUAGUGAACUUGUUGCAGAUCCCAGUUUCCGUUGGGGUAUCCUCGUACGAGGCAAUGAGCCUGUACAAGGGAUGGAGAAAAAUUGAAUCCCGGGGAGAUGCAGGCACCAACUUGCAAGUGCACCAAUUGAUCGUCUAUUGCUCCUUUGGCUUACUGGCUGGUGUGGUUGGGGGGCUGCUUGGUCUAGGAGGAGGAUUCAUCAUGGGUCCACUGUUUUUAGAGCUGGGAGUCCCUCCUCAGGUUUCAAGUGCCACAGCUACCUUCGCAAUGAUGUUCUCCUCUUCAAUGUCCGUUAUCGAAUACUACCUUCUAAAACGUUUUCCAGUUCCCUAUGCUCUUUACUUUAUUGCUGUGGCAACUAUUUCUGCUUUUAUUGGGCAACAUGUCGUGAGAAAGCUGAUAAAUUUAUUAGGAAGGGCAUCCCUAAUCAUCUUCAUUCUGGCCUUCACAAUCUUUGUGAGUGCAAUCUCACUAGGUGGGGUUGGUAUAUCAAACAUGAUUGGGAAGAUUGAACAGCAUGAAUACAUGGGUUUUGAGAACCUCUGCGAGUACGAUGCUUAGCAUCACCCUCCACAGCCCAUUUGCUUAGGUUCAUGCUCAUCAGGAUACAGGAAUUGGCCAGAAGUUUAUUCCUAUUCGAUUCCAUGGAGGUUUCAUAUUUUCCAUUACUCACUGAUGGUGCCUUUUUUGUAAGAGCUUUGUGCUUCCAAAUAUUUGUAGGAAGGUCGAACAAUAUGAAAGGUAGGAAGUAAUGGGACUCGGAUUGUCCUUCAUUAUAGUUGGCGUAGAAGUAGGAAUUAAGACUUAUUUAUCAUUUCGAUUAUUUAUUUGGACUCUUAGCUUUAUGGUUUUUGUAUUCCCUGUGGAUCCUUUUAUUAUUGACUUAUUGAGACUUUUAUUCUUUCCCCAUUCUCCUCCAUCUCCCUCAUCUAUUAC
Ilex paraguariensis (yerba mate) is the source of this 1577-nucleotide messenger RNA. Lineage: Eukaryota; Viridiplantae; Streptophyta; Magnoliopsida; Aquifoliales; Aquifoliaceae. The record is from the annotation of a GenBank genome assembly.